AGUUAUCAGCAAACCUGUGACGGCAUGUUUGCACAAAUGUAUGGAAUUCGCCCAACCCCCUUCUUGGUUAUAUGAGGCUACGUGUAAACACGGAAAAAAGUCCACUAUUGCUUAACUGAAUCGAUCUGUAUAAACGCAAAUAACACAAAUGCUCAAUUUGUAUAACUUGGCAGAGAGUUGGUACAAGCACCAUGUGGAUAUAGAUGGACAAGAUAUUCUCUUCCACGUCUUUGAUACAGCUGGUAAGAAUUGUUUGGAAAAGAUCGAUACCUGUGCUUCUCUGGAUAUCAUGUUUGUACUCUACUCUAUAACGGAUCGUUCGUCGUUCCAAGAAGCAACACUCAUUGUCAAAUAUCUACACGAAACAAAAAACAUUCCCUCUUCAGCAAUAUUUCUGAUCGCAUCAAAAGCUGACCAGAAACGCCACACAGAAGUAACAGAAUUCGAGGGAAAACUAUUUGCCGUGAACACGGGAUGUUCCUUUCAUCAGCUUUCCAAUUCAGAGGGGUUUUCCGAGCACAGAAAGAUUGUAAAGCAAGCGUACCUUAGAGUGUCUCUCGGGAGUCCGCAGAAAAUGCCAAAGUCUCCGUUGAUGAGAAGAUUCAAGGGCAAGAACAAGAACAAGGGCCAAACAGCCGUCCCAGGACCAAGAAACAGAUCUGGAAGUGUUGAGUUUUAAGGACAAUGGUUCUUCGCACAUAGCUAAUCUUAGAAGAUUCUCUUCACUUCCGAACUCGAAACAAUAACUCUUCUAAUUUAAGAGGCAUUCGUCGUCCAUUUACUUAAAACUUCCUCAUAAGAAUUGAACACACAUUCAGCCUUGCAUACGGCGACUGCGACCGCACUACGAGCGGCAGUCAAAACCGAGCUGUCUUACCGAAACGACACGAUGAUAUAGUCUUUUUUUUCGCAGCUAACAAAAAUAAAGGCAAUGCUUUGGUCUCUUUAAAUACUUAACUUGAGAAAUCUGGUUUUAAUUUGACGAGGAACAACAUUUUUUGCUCCGAAUAACAUCACUAUAUAUUAUGUUACCUGGCGACACUCGACGAACUACGAGCGAGUUACCCGAUGUCAGCGAUCUGUUUAUGGUGCCAAAUUAGUAGCUUGGAGACACAACUGAAAUGUUCCAUAUUUUUUCACUUUUUACAAUCUGAUAAGUUUUUUGGAAUUAUAAGUCCCUUUUCGGGAAUAUUUAAUGCCGUCUCCAUUGAGAAAAGUUGCCCAUCUUCAAUGCCUCUCCUGUUAAUAUACAUUGACGUCAGAACAGUACAGUUUUUCCCGCCUUGUGAAUUCUGAUUGGUCAAUUCAAAUUUCGGGCUCGCCAGCCGUAUGCAAGGAGAUAGGUUUCCCUAGUCUAAUCUUUUGUUCUUGUUCUCGGCAUCUGUCUGCUUGAUGUAGUACAGUAAUAGCCCACGUAUAAGAACCUGGGUUUUAAGAACCUGUUAGGCGAAAAUUUUAAUUUUAAGCCCCCUCCACAUAAGAAUCUAUUAAGGCUAAAAUUUUAAGUUAGGUUCUUAUCAGUGGAGUUACUGUAAAAGUGUAUAGGUAGAAACUGCUGAAUUAAGAUCAUCAUCUAUUUAAAAGUAACUUGACAUAACUUUUAUUUCAAGCUUAAGUAUCAUGUUGUAUGUCGAUUGUGUUUGCCAUUCAAAUAAUUCCCGAAGUAUUUGCAAGUACUGUACUCUACUACAGUAUCAAGGGAAGCUUUCUGACCAUCUCCAACUCUGUGAGAAUCACAAAAUAUUUAAUGUAAAAUAUCAAAUUAUGAAUUUGGUAUCAACAUGAGUUUCUUUGUUAUGUUUUGUUAAGGACAUAUACUGUACCUGCACUGAACUGCCUAUAGGUAUUGCUCUAUGGUACAAAUAAAUGAUUUAUACAAUGUACUGUAUUAUGAGAUGAUAUUUAUAAUAUAUAUAGUAUAUUCAGAUGAAAUUCAUAUGAAAAUAUAAGAACCUAUUUUAAGAACCUUGGUAGCCUAAAUUUGCUUUAAGUACCAUUUAUAUAAGAGCCUAUUUAGGCUGAAUUGAAAAAUUCAGGUUCUUAUACGUGGGCUAUUACUGUAAAAGAAAGAAAAAGAAAGAUGACUUUUCUGGAACAAGCAAACGCCAUUGGGUAGAUCAAAGCACCGUAACGGCAGAGCUCAAGUUUCAAGGUUCACAUGAGGAAGUGCGCGAUGCCUUCUCCGACCUUUUUAUCUAACAGAAUAGUAGUCACUCUGAGCUCAAAGAACGUAUGUAAGUCAAAAUUAAAGCACAAUAAAAAUAGGUAUAGGUAAGUAUUGUAUGCACGUGCAAUUAUAAGGAUUUACACUACUCGUGAUAUUUGAAAAUUCUCUCAAAAUUGCACGAGCGUUGUAGGCGAGUGCACGUUUUAGAGAAUUUUCAAAUAUCUGACGAUUCGUAUAGGCGCGAUUUCCGUCGCUCACUCAAGUGCGGUCAACUUUCCCACCGAGAGAGGUCGGGGGGAGACCGCGGGCUCUUUAAUUGAAGGGUGACUGGAGUAUGCUUUCCAUGAGUAGACGGCAAAUUUGCCCGAGAAAAUCAUGAAAGCGCGCGUUAAUUUACAUACACCGCAGAGCAAAUUAAAAUUAACUAUAAGUUGGCUUGCUCUCGGUCAAUCACAAUAAAGUAAUAUUCUCAGUCAUAUAAUAAACUCGAAAUCGUAACAGCACUGAGUGCCACACCCAAAACAAGAUGCAUUUGACCAGACGUUCACAGUCCAACUCGUGUUUGUAAGAACACCCUUCUAAAAGUUUAGUCAUCAGUAAAUGCAUAAAGUAGACCCUACUACGCCGAUCCCUUCGCGCGUGACUUUUCUUAAAGACGUAAUUUUGAUAACUUGAGGAGUGUCUAGGGAAUAAUAUCACGGGUGAAAAAUUACUCCUUGCAUGUGGCACAAAAUUUCAGCGUUAAUUUAU
Molecule: messenger RNA, 2917 nt
Organism: Orbicella faveolata
Lineage: Eukaryota; Metazoa; Cnidaria; Anthozoa; Scleractinia; Merulinidae
Product: ras-related and estrogen-regulated growth inhibitor-like
Molecular function (GO): GTP binding; GTPase activity
Source: RefSeq, a predicted model, not a curated record